This is a messenger RNA of Populus euphratica (Euphrates poplar), 1229 nucleotides long. RefSeq names its product zinc finger protein CONSTANS-LIKE 2-like. The transcript is spliced from 2 exons. The coding region runs from base 147 to 719 and encodes 190 amino acids. The record is from RefSeq and is a predicted model, not a curated record. Gene Ontology annotation, molecular function: zinc ion binding. NCBI's taxonomy places the organism in Eukaryota, Viridiplantae, Streptophyta, Magnoliopsida, Malpighiales, Salicaceae.
AUUUCUCUUGCUUCUUCAUUCUUACCUUCCCUCACCCACUCCUUCCCUGCCCAUAGAAAGAGAAUAAAAAAAAUCCACAAAAAUCAAGAACUCAAAGCUCAAAACUUUGUGAUUUUUUAGAUCAAACCCAAUAAAGAAUCCCAAGAAUGAAGAAGUGUGAGCUAUGCAAGAACCCAGCAAGAACAUACUGUGAAUCAGACCAAGCAAAUCUUUGUUGGAACUGUGAUACAAAAGUCCAUGGAGCCAACUUUCUUGUUGCUAGACAUGCUCGUGCUCUUCUUUGUCAGUCUUGUCAAUUGCUAACGCCUUGGAAAGCCUCCGGCGCUCAACUAGGGCACACUGUGUCUGUAUGUGAGAGAUGUAUGUUUUCUAAUGAGAUUAACAAUCGGGAAAUUCAAGAACAAGAAGAGAAUGGCAGUUCAGAUGAUAUGGAGGAAGAUAGUGACAGUGAAAGCGAUAGCGAUAGCGAUACUAAUGAUGACGACGGUGGUGAUGAAGACGGUGGUGAUGGUGAUAAUCAGGUGGUGCCAUGGUCACCAACAACACCACCUCCACCGCCAUCUGCAAGCCCUUCUUGUUCUUGUACCAGUACUGAUGAUAAUGAUGCAGAUUUUGUCGAGUCUGUUAAUGUUCUUUCCUUCAAAAGACAACGUCUCCAGGAUGAUCUCAACCGUUCGUAUUCUCUACGGAUGUACGGAAACACAGCUACGGAUGUUUGAAAGAAAAGAGAAAGGAAUUGGACCCGACGGUUUAAUCCGGGUGGAGAGAUGUGGAGGUUGUAAACUGCAGAGUUUGUUAAGAGAUUGAGUGGAGGGUUCGAAGCCAUUGAUGUUGAUUUGUUGAGGAAUAUUAGCCGUACGAUUUGAGGAAGAUUAGGGAUAUCCUUACUAGUAUUUAGUAGUUUGACCUUUUCUAACAAAGAUAUUAACAGGAGGUUAGGGCUGUUUAGUUGUGGAUCUUUGAGACUUUGAUUGACCAUAUGGUUAAGUAAUUGUGUUGUUAAAUCUUGAUUAAUUAUCUCAAUGAUUUCUCCAUGUUGAAGCCAAAGCAUAAUUAACUAUAUCAUGUUGGGGUGAGUGCUGGCUAGCAAGUUCUCGGUGCGAGCCCAUUGUUUGGAAUGGUGUUAAUGGUAGGGACUUAGGGUUUCUUCCAUGAUUAGAGGAAAAAACUGGGAUGUGACAUUUAUUUAUUUAUUUAUUAAUAUUAUUUGUCUCAUUGAUAUUGGACUA